Molecule: messenger RNA, 1867 nt
Organism: Anarrhichthys ocellatus (wolf-eel)
Lineage: Eukaryota; Metazoa; Chordata; Actinopteri; Perciformes; Anarhichadidae
Gene: wars2
Product: tryptophanyl tRNA synthetase 2, mitochondrial
Exons: 6
Coding region: 6-1091 (361 amino acids)
Biological process (GO): mitochondrial tryptophanyl-tRNA aminoacylation
Cellular component (GO): mitochondrial matrix; mitochondrion
Molecular function (GO): ATP binding; tryptophan-tRNA ligase activity
Source: RefSeq, a predicted model, not a curated record
CCAAGAUGGCGCUCCCCUUGCGGACUAGCUUCAAACAUCUCCACCGAUUCAUUCACAAGUUUAGUUCUCCUAAAAGAUCACUGUCGUCUGGAAACACGGAGCCUCCAGGAGGUGGACGCGUAUUCUCGGGGAUCCAGCCAACCGGGGUGCCCCACCUGGGCAACUACCUGGGCGCCCUGGAGAACUGGGUGGGCCUGCAGAGCCAGUAUCCCUCGGUGCUCUACAGCAUCGUGGACCUGCACUCCAUCACACAGCCUCAGGACCCGGCACAACUCAGGAGCAACAUCCUGGACAUGGCGGCCAGCCUGCUGGCCUGUGGCAUCAACCCAGAGAGGGCGAUACUCUUCCAGCAGUCUCAGGUACCCGAGCACGCCGAGCUCUCCUGGAUCCUCGGCUGUCUGACCAGCAUGCCACGCCUCCGACACCUGCCGCAGUGGAAGAUGAAGAGCAAAUUAAAGAAUGAAGGCAGUGUUGGUCUCUACACAUAUCCGGUCCUCCAGGCCGCUGACAUUCUCCUCUACAAGUCCACUCAUGUCCCCGUCGGAGAGGACCAGGUCCAGCAUUUGGAGCUGGCUCAGGAUCUGGCUCGCAUCUUCAACCACCGCUACGGAGACCUGUUCCCUGAACCCGCCGCCCUGCUCAGCUCUACACGAAAGGUCAAGUCCCUCCGCGACCCUUCCGCCAAAAUGUCCAAAUCCGACCCCCAAGCGAUGGCAACGAUCACCAUCACCGACUCCCCCGACGACAUCGGCCUCAAGGUCCGCCGCGCCGUCACCGACUUCACCUCCGAGGUCACCUUCGACCCGGAGACGCGGCCCGGCGUGUCCAACCUGGUGACCAUCCACGCCGCCAUGGAGGCGAUCGGCGUGGAGGAGGCGGUGCUCCGGGCCCGAGGGAUGGACACGGCAGCCUAUAAGACGCUGGUCACCGAGGUCGUGAUCCAGAGGUUGACGCCCAUCAGGGAGGAGAUCCGGAGGCUGAGGGAGGACCGGGCUCACCUGGAGGAGGUGCUGGCUCGGGGGACUCGCAGGGCUCGAGAGCUGGCGGCUCCGGUCCUCAGAGAGGUCCGACAGAGAGUGGGAUUCUGCUGAGCGGACGCUUUCUAUGCCACAGGAUGUCCUCAGUUCUUUAAUGCUGCUGAUUUCAGAUUUUAUUCCAACGACUGUUUUCAUCUCCAGAAUAUUCAAGGAUGUAACUUUUACUUAUUUAACCGUACAAUGUUCAAAGUUGGAUUCAGGUCACAGGUGUUGAGCUGAAAACGAAAAACAAAAAAAAAAAAUAGAUUUUUUUCAUGUUUUCCUGUGAGUGUGACCACUUAAACCAGAUUUCUGUUCAUCACAAGUGCUUUAGAAAGACAAAUCAAGUGAGAUCUUUGAGAAUACAAAUUAAUAAAACUCCUACAGAUAUACAGAACAUAAUAUUUGGUCUCAGACGGAUGCAGUAAUAACGCUGAAGAAUGAAAAUACUUCAGUGUCUUUACCUACUGCACCGUGUGUGUUGUGUAUAUGAGCAAUGAAACUAUGAGAGAGAAGACUGAAGAGGUUCUGUGUUGUAACAAGUGACAUGAGAUCAUUGAAGAUGAUCGAUGCGUCUAAAAGUAAUAUCACAGAGUAGAAAUACUCUGUUACAUGUGAAGGUCCUGCAAAUGUUAUCCAAGUAAAAGGAUAAAAGUAUCUGCAUCAAAAUAUACUUAAAGUACCAAAAGUAAAAGUUCUCAAUGUGCAGAAUGUUGUAUUUUAUUAUAUUGGAUUAUCAUUAUUGAUCCAUAAAUGUGUUCAUCACUUUGUUACAGCUGGUAAAGAUGGAGCUGAUUUUAACUACUUUAUAUACUGCUGGCUUGUUUGAUUUAAAUGAUAUCGUGAUUUAU